Molecule: messenger RNA, 2271 nt
Organism: Indicator indicator
Lineage: Eukaryota; Metazoa; Chordata; Aves; Piciformes; Indicatoridae
Gene: APBB2
Product: amyloid beta precursor protein binding family B member 2
Exons: 15
Coding region: 1-2271 (756 amino acids)
Biological process (GO): regulation of DNA-templated transcription
Cellular component (GO): cytoplasm; nucleus
Molecular function (GO): transcription factor binding; amyloid-beta binding
Source: RefSeq, a predicted model, not a curated record
AUGUCAGAAGUACUUCCAGUCGAUUCCGGCGUGGACGCCCUGGCAGUGUUUAUGGCCAGCAGCAGCACGACGGACGUUGUGAACCGCAACAGCCCUGCCACCCCACCCAACACCCUCAACCUGCGCUCCUCUCACAACGAGCUGCUGAAUGCAGAGAUCAGGCACACGGAGACCAAGAACAGCACUCCCCCAAAAUGCAGGAAAAAAUACGCCCUGACUAACAUCCAGACCGCCAUGGGGCUUUCCGACCCGGCGGCACAGCCCCUUCUGGGCAACAGCUCUGCAAAUAUAAAGCUGGUGAAGAAUGGAGAAAACCAGCUCAGGAAAGCGGCUGAGCAGGGACAGCAGGAUCCCAACAAAAACCUCAGUACCACUGCGGGCAUAAACGUAACUUCUGAGAAGUUUGAAGGCAAAGAGCCGAUCCCACAGGAUUCCUCUGGCUGUGAAAUAUUGCCCUCACAGCCAAGGAGGACCAAGAGCUUCCUGAAUUACUAUGCGGAUCUAGAGACAUCUGCUAGAGAGCUAGAGCAGAGUUUUGUUGCCAUGGAAGAUAAAUCUGCACAAAGCAACAGCCAGGCUUCUACUGUUAUUGUCAAUGGGGACGUCCUGCCCCGGAAACAAAACAUACUGUCGAGCCCAGAGGAUGGCCAAGUUGCCACAGUGUCAUCAAGCCCAGAGACUAAGAAAGACCACCCAAAAACUGGGGCCAAAACAGAUUGUGCCCUCCAUAGGAUUCAAAACCUGGCCCCAAGCGAUGAGGACUCCAGCUGGACUACACUGUCCCAGGACAGCGCCUCGCUGAGCUCGCCCGACGAAACAGCAGAUAUAUGGAGUGACCAUUCAUUUCAGACAGACCCAGAUCUACCACCUGGCUGGAAAAAAAUCAAUGACAUUGCUGGAAUCUAUUACUGGCACAUACCAACAGGAACAACUCAAUGGCAGCGUCCUGUGUCCAUCCCAACAGAUCUCCAGGGCUCACGGAAAGGAUCACUUGGUUCCAUUACCCCAUCUCCUACUCCAGAAACCGAGAAACAGCCAUGGAGUGAUUUUGCUGUACUGAAUGGGGGAAAGAUUAAUAGUGACAUUUGGAAGGAUCUGCAUGCAGCCACUGUGAACCCAGACCCAAGUCUGAAAGAGUUUGAAGGAGCAACGUUACGCUAUGCCUCUUUGAAGCUCAGAAAUGGUCCACAAUCUGAUGAUGAUGAUUCUUGUAGCAUCAACAGUGAUCCAGAAUCCAAGUGCUUUGCUGUGCGGUCUCUGGGCUGGGUGGAAAUGGCAGAAGAAGACCUUGCUCCUGGAAAAAGCAGUGUUGCUGUGAACAAUUGCAUCAGACAACUCUCUUACUGUAAAAAUGACAUCAGAGACACCGUCGGCAUUUGGGGAGAGGGCAAGGACAUGUACCUUAUCCUGGAGAAUGACAUGCUGAACCUGAUUGACCCCAUGGACCGCACGGUUCUGCACUCCCAGCCCAUCGUGAGCAUCAGAGUCUGGGGCGUGGGGCGUGACAACGGCCGAGAGAGAGACUUCGCUUAUGUGGCAAGGGACAAGGACACCAGGAUCCUGAAAUGCCACGUGUUCCGCUGUGACACGCCUGCCAAAGCCAUCGCCACCAGCCUGCACGAGAUCUGCUCAAAGAUUAUGGCUGAACGGAAGAAUGCUAAAGCUAUGGCUUGCAGCUCCCUGCAGGACAGGACGAGUGUCACCCUGGAUGUUCCUCUGCAAGUAGAUUUCCCAACACCAAAGACAGAACUGGUCCAGAAGUUCCACGUCCAGUACCUGGGCAUGCUGCCUGUGGCCAAACCUGUGGGAAUGGAUACUCUGAACAGUGCCAUUGAAAGCCUGAUGACUUCCUCUUCCAAAGAAGACUGGAUGCCAGUUACCAUGAAUGUUGCUGAUGCUACUGUCACAGUCAUCAAUGAAAGGAACGAAGAGGAGGUCUUGGUGGAGUGCCGCGUGCGGUUCCUGUCCUUCAUGGGCGUGGGCAAGGACGUCCACACCUUUGCCUUCAUCAUGGAUACCGGGAACCAGCAUUUCGAGUGCCACGUCUUUUGGUGUGAACCAAACGCAGGCAACGUCUCAGAAGCUGUUCAGGCUGCUUGUAUGUUACGGUAUCAGAAGUGCUUGGUGGCCAGACCUCCUUCCCAGAAAGUCCGACCGCCCCCGCCUCCUGCAGACUCGGUGACCAGAAGAGUUACAACCAACGUCAAACGAGGAGUGCUGUCCCUCAUUGACACUUUGAAACAGAAGCGCCCGGUCACCGAGAUGCCCUAG